Molecule: messenger RNA, 1923 nt
Organism: Scheffersomyces stipitis CBS 6054
Lineage: Eukaryota; Fungi; Ascomycota; Pichiomycetes; Serinales; Debaryomycetaceae
Exons: 1
Coding region: 1-1923 (640 amino acids)
Biological process (GO): nucleolar large rRNA transcription by RNA polymerase I; transcription initiation at RNA polymerase I promoter
Cellular component (GO): RNA polymerase I upstream activating factor complex
Molecular function (GO): RNA polymerase I general transcription initiation factor activity; rDNA binding
Source: RefSeq, a predicted model, not a curated record
AUGAACCAAGACAAUGGCGAUAGCGGGAAGAAGCAUGUACGUCAAUCUGGACGGAAAUUCCGCGGGAAUCUCAACUACGUGAACUUCUACAAUCGACAUGUCCAGGAGACAUUUGCACCGAAACAUAAUUGGCUACACUUUAGCAAUUCGAAGCUAACUCACGAUGGAAAGGUAUAUUAUUCUCGUGAUUUCCGAGAUCAAAUUCGUGCAAUGAAACAAAAAGAACAUGUAGAUCCUAACAGCGAUAACAAGUCGCUUCUAGAAAAUUGUCCUGGCACCUUGUGGACCAGGGCCGAGAAGGAGAUCUUUUUCGAUGCACUUCUGAAGUGUUCUAUCCAUCGCAUUGAUCUCAUACAGUUCAGACUUCCUGGAAAGUCCGAGUUGGAGAUUUUAGCCUAUUACGACCUAUUGAAAGCCGGAUUGCAGAAGGCUAGACUGAAAAAGAGAAAGACCUAUGAUUACGAAGUAAAUGGCCAGCCUCGCAAGAUCCAAUUGACAAGAAAUACAAAGCAUCUUAUGAAGUACAGUGAAAUCCCAAUUGCUUACGAGAUGAGCGAAUACUUUAUCAAAUUUGAAGAGCUUCAGAGUGAGCUGAUUUCAAUCAAGGAAAAGAGAAAGGAAAACGAUUACAAUACCAACUAUAAAUCACAAUUCAAAAAGUAUACCGAAAUUGUGCGACGAGAGGUUCCGGCCGAAUUCCUUAAUGGAAAUUCAAUGUUAAAUAAGAAUGAACAAAGAGAAGCUCCAGAAUCAGCUGAAGAACAGCAAAUAGACCCACAACUAAUAUAUACAGAUAGGGAGCAGAAACAGCAUGAAAUAGUCAACAAGGUAUUGACUAUAGAUGAGUUUGACGAGCCAAUAUCGCAAUACCAGACACUUUUGAAGUUGGAAAACUUCCAGCAAAUCACAGAUACGUUCUAUCUUCAGAGCAACAUAACAGACUCCGAGCCAUACCUAACGUCAAAAUUCAGUCUUGGACUUGGAUAUGAUGCUUUACUUUUACUUGAAGCUCUUGCGAAACAGAUAACGAGAAAAAUUAUUGCCAACAUUGUACAAAAAGUACAAUUUCAGAGAAGUUUGGCGAAGAGCCGGAUCCAUAAUCCCAACGAAGAGAUCUACAUCAAGAUUCAAGAUGUGAUGAAAUCCAUAUUAUCCUUAGGGUACAGGGAACCUGAUGAUAUGUUCAACAAGGAUGUCUAUUGGCGAGGGCUUGUAGACAGAUUAAAGUGCGAUAAAGAAGAAGAAGAUAAGUAUCUGCUAAAAGAUCGACUAUACCUGAAGUUCCAUUUGCUUCUGGAAAACAAUGAUCUUCGACUUUUUGACAAUUACAAAGACGUCCAUGUUUCUUCAUUUUCGCCAACGCAAGAAGAUGUUGAACGCAGUCAAGACGAUGGAAGCGAAGAGGACGAGGACCCAGAGAGUGCAAUUCCGCACAUUUCCACUUUAUUAGCACAAACAAGAAAGAGUCAGAGACGAGGAGAACAAGACCGUGAGAAUGUUGAAGAGAAGUUACUACUUUUAGCAGAAGAUGCAUUGGAAAGGAGAGAUAGAGACGAAUCAACAAUGCACGAGCACGGAUUACUCACAUACCUAUCAACAGAUCAAGAUGGUAUUUGCCCACCUAUGUAUACUACAGAAGAGGCUGAGGAGGUGUUGCGGAUGUGGGAUUUAGAAAUAGAGGAGCAGGCAGAGAAUUUAGAGGCUGGCGAAGAAAACGAUCUAAACGAAACUUCCGAGAGCGUACAGAAGGAAGGAUUGGCCAUUGACGACGACAAUGAGUCGUCAGAUGAAAAUGCGAGUGACGAUACCGACGGACAUGAAACAAUAGCUAUGACUGAAGGUUUUGUUGCUUCCCAACCCAUGCUAGAAAAUUACGAAUUAGAAUUUGCCAGAUACGAACGAGGAGAAGCCUAUUGUACCUGA